Molecule: messenger RNA, 2253 nt
Organism: Capronia coronata CBS 617.96
Lineage: Eukaryota; Fungi; Ascomycota; Eurotiomycetes; Chaetothyriales; Herpotrichiellaceae
Exons: 2
Coding region: 1-2253 (750 amino acids)
Biological process (GO): carbohydrate metabolic process
Source: RefSeq, a predicted model, not a curated record
AUGUUCUGCCAGGUCCCGUACAACGCGGGGAAGAUUCAACAUGGAGACCUGAUCAAAGUGCUAUUCAGGAACGACCGGCUUGGGAUGUGCGGAGCCCUAAAGAUGACCCUCAACAGCCGAUCAGAGAGCCGGACUCUUACAACAAAACAUGUAAGAGCUCCUUCGAAACAGCCAGACGUUGAGAGACAUCCACUGAUCCUUGUCAGUGCUUCCUCCACGUUUGAGCCCCUGGCACUGGGGGCAGUCAAGCCACUGGGAUGGCUUCGGCAACAGAUGGACCUUAUGGCUAAUGGGCUGCCUGGCCACUUGCAUGAAUUCUACCGACUUGUCAAAGAUGCUCCAUGGCUUGGAGGAGACGAAGAGUACUCCGAACUGAACGAAGCAUGGCCAUAUUCUUAUAAUGCACUCGUUCCACUGGCCUGGAUCACGGAUGAUGCACGGCUCAAGCACCACGUUCUGCAGGUCACCAAAUGGAUCAUUGACCAUCAGCACGAUGAUGGCUGGUUGGGCCCAGAGGUCGAUCUCGCUCGUCGCAAUUUCUGGGCCCGGUAUCCUCUGUUCCUCGGGUUCAUGCAACUGGUUGAAGCGGAACCAGAGCUGGGGCAGACGGUGAUUCUACCAGCGAUGCAUCGGUUUGUCAAGCUCAUGCACGAAAUGCUAGCCGACCACCACCAAGGCUACGUCUGGAAGCCUGGCGACGAGUUCGACGAGCAAUGGGGCCGAUCCCGUGCUGCAGACAUGGUUCUCGCCUUGCAAUGGCUCUACGAGAAACACCCAAUGGAUAACGGACGCAUCAUCCAGCAUUGCAUGGUACACAUGUAUGAGAUGGCGUAUGACUGGUCAUACUGGUUCCACGAAGACCACUUCCUCAAAGAAGACCUGGAUCUCGUGCCCGUCAAUGUGACCCAGAAGCUGUUUCCCUACAUUCACGGCGUCAAUGCAGGCCAGGGGCUGAAAUGGCCUGCCGUGAUGCGACGACUUACCCACGACGACAGUCUGCUCAACACGACCAGAAACGGCGUCAACUGGACUUUCCAAUAUCAUGGAACCCCAUCGGGGGCCGUCAUUGGCGAUGAACGCGAAGCAGGACUCAGUCCUGUCCGAGGCACCGAACUGUGCAGCGUGGUGGAAUCCAUCUUCUCCUUGAACUACCUCUAUCAAGCAGUCGGCGACCGCGACUUUGCCGACAAGUCGGAACUAGCAGCAUACAAUGCCCUGCCUGUCAUGUUCAUGCCUCGUUGGUGGGCUCACCAAUAUCUCGCCCAGACAAACCAACCCAUCAGCCACCGAUUGGACAGGUCGCCCUUCUGGAACGUCGGGGCUUUGGGUCAGACGUUUGGCACGGAGCCGCAUUUCCCAUGUUGCACGGUCAACAUGCAAGGAUAUUCCAAGUUUGUGCCGGCAAUGUUUGUCAAAGUGGGUGACGACGGACUCGCACACGCCUUGCUCGGGCCUUCUCAAGUUGACACCACGUUGACGAGGCGCAACCGGGUCCGCAUCCGAUGUGAGACGAACUAUCCGUUCAGCAACCACCUCGACUACGAGAUCAAGGCCGGAUCCAGCUUCCGCUUCUCUUUCAGAGUGCCCUCCUGGGCAGUUCUCGAGCAGAGUGGCCUGUGGGUUGAUUCAGGCAAGGAACAUCCUCUCCAGCCAGAUCAUGUCACCGGCCUGCACACCAUGAUCAUCACCGCGGGACGAACGCGGGUUGAAGUCGUGUUUGGUGCCAGAGUGCGUAUCGAGCCGAGAGCCAACGAUACUAUUUCGAUCUACCACGGUGCUCUCUUGUAUGCCUUGCCCGUCGCGGGAGACUACCGUCCUUCACGUCCAGCCAGGUAUCCUGGCACCUCGGCCCCGCCGGAAGCAAAUGACUGGGAGAUCUUCCCUCGAGAGCCGUGGAACGUGGCAAUUGAUUCCUCGACGCUGAAGUUCUACGAAUAUCCCAACCGGUAUGCUGCGUCGUUGCCGGAUCCGAUCUGGAAUGAAGAAGCCCCUCCUGUCAGUAUUUCAGCCUUGGCCUGCAAGAUCGACUGGCACUUGGAAGACGGAUAUGCUCCUGAACCACCCUUGAUGGGACGACGGAACUGCACGGGGAGAGCAUUCCCCGUGGAAUUGCGUCCUUAUGGCAGUGCGAAGCUGCACAUGGCCGAAUUGCCUACCGUCGAUUUGAGGCCCGGCAGCCCUGAUCUAUGGCGGCCAGGGAGGAGAGAUAUACCUGGGCUGGAUGCUUCAGGAUUAGUUCUUCAAGAACCCUAA